CCCUAGUGCCAACGGAUGUAAUCAAGGCAAAGAUUUACGUCGAACUGGCAUACAUGGUGAAAUUCUCAUGGGAUCAGAGCGGAUGGAGAUGCGCAAGCGGCAGAUGUCGGUGCAGCAGGAAACGGCGAGCGGCACCCAGGCGCCGCAUAGUGCGGGGAACAGAGGCUCCAACGCCUGCUGCUUCUGCUGGUGCUGCUGCUGCAGCUGCUCCUGCCUCACUGUUAGGAAUGAUGAGGGGGCAGAGAGUGCCCGGCGGACCUCCUGUGACGUCAAGAUAGAGGGGACCACUAACUGUGAGGAAAGCCUGAAGCCCACUGUGGAAGAGGUUCGCUCCUGGGGACAGUCUUUUGACAAACUCAUGAACAGCCCAGCCGGGAGGAAUGCCUUCCGUGAGUUUCUACGGACCGAGUUCAGCGAAGAAAACAUGCUGUUUUGGUUAGCCUGCGAAGACCUCAAAAAGGAGACAAGCAAAAAUGUUGUAGAGGAAAAAGUGCGGCUAAUAUAUGAAGACUACGUCUCAAUCCUUUCACCUAAAGAGGUGAGUUUGGACUCCAGGGUUCGAGAAGUGAUCAACAGGAACAUGCUGGAGCCAACCUCCCACACCUUCGAUGAUGCACAGCUCCAGAUAUACACGCUAAUGCAAAGAGACUCGUAUCCUCGCUACAUGAACUCUUCAGCCUACACAAGUUUGCUUCAACACUUGUCGGAGCAGUCCGCCGAAUCUUAGGCCCCGUCCUUUUUCAUUGUUGUUACUAUUGUAUUUUUGUUUGUAAAUGAUUUAGAGUAGACUAUUGGAAGAGAGCCUCUGUGCGCCUCGCAGGGAUUUUACAGCCGUAGUGAUCUACAGUAGGCCUGAGCCUGGCCUCCUUCACUCUGGACUUUAUCAUCUGAGGGCUCAGUGCCACGAGCUAGCUACCACAUCAACAAAGCAAGACAGUCCAAAGGAUAUGAGAUGCGUUUUGAGAUUUUAUUUCUAUUUUUUAUAUAUUUAUUUUUUUUGUCUUAUCACCAUUUUAUAUUAUUGUCUUGAAUGAA
Conger conger (European conger) is the source of this 1035-nucleotide messenger RNA. Its product is annotated as regulator of G-protein signaling 20. The transcript is spliced from 5 exons. The record is from RefSeq and is a predicted model, not a curated record. Lineage: Eukaryota; Metazoa; Chordata; Actinopteri; Anguilliformes; Congridae. The coding region runs from base 68 to 727 and encodes 219 amino acids.